This is a messenger RNA of Penicillium mononematosum, 1143 nucleotides long. Its product is annotated as Zn(II)2Cys6 transcription factor domain-containing protein. Bases 1 to 1143 code for a protein of 380 amino acids. Gene Ontology annotation, biological process: regulation of transcription by RNA polymerase II. The record is from RefSeq and is a predicted model, not a curated record. NCBI's taxonomy places the organism in Eukaryota, Fungi, Ascomycota, Eurotiomycetes, Eurotiales, Aspergillaceae. Gene Ontology annotation, molecular function: DNA-binding transcription activator activity, RNA polymerase II-specific; zinc ion binding. The transcript is spliced from 3 exons.
AUGGCGCUCCGACGACCACAUCGGAAAUCUCGCCACGGCUGCAAAGAAUGUAAAAGAAGACGAGUGAAGUGCGACGAAGCCCGGCCAUUCUGCACCAACUGUGCCAACCGCCAUUCUGAAUGCGAGUACGGGUCGUCAACCUCUCUAUUGUGGACAAACGAAGGGUCCGACAGCGGACAGGCAGGCGAACCAGCAUCGGGACUUCGUUCGCCCUCAAGUUCAACCGCAGGAACGGGGACAGCAGACUCCCUUGGAAUCCUGAGCCAACUGGGCAGCCAAAAUGCCGCAACCUCAGCUGGGCCUGCACUGAACCUCAACGACCUGGAGCUGAUGAUGCAGUGGUGCAAUACAACGUUCCAGACACUGUCACGCAACGAGCGCACUGAUCCAAUCUGGCGGCCGGAGCCGACCCGUCGAGCGUCGUAUCUCAAUCGCGCCGUCGCGCACCAGAAUCAAGCGCUGGCGCUGUUCCGGGAGCUGCUGGGUGACGUGAAUGAGAGUAAUGCCAAGGCGAUGUUUGCUUUUGCGGGUAUUGUGGUUAUCUACACGUUUGCAUUCCCGCAUACGCCGGACGCGCAGGAUCCGUGGUCCUGUGUCGACGAUUUGUACCAGGUUCUGAUUUUGACACGUGGCGUGCAACAGGUUAUUCGUGCGCCACGGGACUGGAAUUUUCUAGUGAACACUCCUUUCGGUCCGAUUUUGCAGGUUGAGGAGGUUCAGGGCCCGAUUCCUGACGACGCGAGUGCUAUGCUCAAACAACUGCGCGAGGCGAACGAAGAGUGCGGGGCGCGGGAUCCGAACCAUGCGCUGCAGGUUUACGAAGGGUCCAUUUCCAAUCUGGAGGAAAUGCUCAGUUGGUGCUACAGCGGGAUGAGGUCGACUACGAUUGUCGGGAGAUGGGCGAUCCGCUUGCAUCCUCGGUUUAUGGAGUUGCUGCUUGAACGAGAUCCCUUUGCACUGGUUUUGUUGGCGCAGUAUGGCGUGCUUUUGCACUAUUCGAAGGAUCGCUGGUGCUUUGGCGAGUGGUGUGUCAGGGUCUCCAAGGCCGUGUGGGCAAUUUUGGACGACCAGUGGAGGCCGCUGAUCGAGUGGGCAAUGAAAGAGAUUCUCGGCGUUAACUUUCUGGAACAGGUUAACUCUUGA